UGUGGUUGUGUUUCAGGUCCGACUCCCUUGUCAAUAUCACACUUUGAAUGUAUUAAUGCUAAGCAAUGGGAAUCUUGCAGACAUGGCUAAAAAACGAACCGCUUUAACGCCACUGGUGCUGGUUGUGUUAUUGUCAGCCUGCGAUGCUCUGAAGUGCAACUGCACUGAAUGUGAGAAGACGGGCUACGAGUGCGAGACGGAUGGCGGCGCCUGCAUGGCCUCCACCUCCUACAUCCGGGGCCAGGAGCGCCAUAUCCGCAUCUGCAUCACACGCGACAAGCUGGUGCCGCCGGGCCAGCCCUUCUACUGCCUGAGCGCCGAGGGCCUGCUCAACACCCACUGCUGCUACACCGACUACUGCAACAGCGUCAACCUCAAAGUCCCUAUCGGAGUCCCAGAGAAGCCGGGCUGGGCAGGCAGCGCAGGCGGAUGGGGCCCGGUGGAGCUGGUGGCAGUGAUCGCGGGGCCCGUCUUCCUGCUCUGCGUGCUCCUCAUCGUGGGCGUCUUCUUAUUCCAGCACCACCAGCGCGCCUACAGCCACCGGCAACGCCUGGACGUGGAGGACCCUUCCUGCGACCACCUCUACCUGGCCAAGGACAAGACCCUGCAGGACCUCAUCUUUGACCUGUCCACCUCAGGCUCUGGGUCCGGUCUGCCUUUGUUUGUGCAGCGGACAGUGGCGCGGACCAUCGUGCUCCAGGAGAUCAUCGGGAAGGGCCGCUUUGGGGAGGUGUGGAGGGGGAAGUGGCGUGGAGGCGACGUGGCGGUGAAGAUCUUCUCGUCCCGCGAGGAGCGCUCCUGGUUCCGAGAGGCCGAGAUCUACCAGACCAUCAUGCUGCGGCACGAGAACAUCCUGGGCUUCAUUGCCGCUGACAACAAGGACAAUGGCACAUGGACGCAGCUGUGGCUGGUGUCUGACUACCAUGAGCACGGCUCCCUCUUUGACUACCUGAACCGCUACUCGGUCACUAUUGAGGGUAUGAUCAAGCUGGCGCUGUCAGCCGCCAGUGGGCUGGCGCACCUGCACAUGGAGAUUUUGGGCACACAAGGGAAGCCCGGUAUCGCCCAUCGUGACCUGAAGUCCAAGAACAUCUUGGUGAAGAAGAACUGCACAUGUGCCAUCGCUGACCUGGGGUUGGCUGUGCGCCAUGAGUCUGUCACUGACACCAUCGACAUCGCCCCCAACCAGCGUGUGGGCACCAAGAGGUAUAUGGCCCCUGAAGUUCUGGACGAGACCAUCAACAUGAAGCACUUUGACUCCUUCAAGUGUGCAGAUAUCUACGCCCUGGGACUAGUGUACUGGGAGAUUGCUCGUCGCUGCAAUGCUGGGGGUGUCCAUGAGGAGUAUCAGCUGCCGUACUACGACCUGGUGCCCUCUGACCCCUCCAUCGAGGAGAUGAGAAAGGUGGUGUGUGACCAGAGGCUGCGGCCUAACGUUCCCAACUGGUGGCAGAGCUAUGAGGCAAUAAAGGUGGAUGACUUGUACAGAGUGCUGUAUCAGGGAGCAGAACAGUAUUAAAACCAGCGAGUGCCCACAGGAGCCUGAGGACCACGAGAGACAUCUGAACUUGGGCUGAAGACGCUGCUGUAGUUUUCAGGCAUCGUUUCACUUUACUUACGAGUCGCAUUCAGUACACAGAGCAAAUAAGAGAUGGGAAAAACGACAGAGUAAAAAUUGUGAUCUUUUGGGGAAAAUAUCAUCAAUGUACUUGUGUUGACAGCCGACAGCAGCCAACACCACCCUUCAAAAACAACUGGAUGGUACAUUCAUUUUUAUCGAAUUUCACUGGGAUUUUUUUUCCUCUUCAUAUAUUUAAUUUAUUGAGGAAUUCUUGUGUGGUCUCUCAUAGCAGAAAGCUGAGAACCAAUUUUAUGAGAUGGGAGCCUGUUAUGACAGAGGUUUUUAAAUUUGGGCUUUCUAUACUUCUUACUGCCCACAGUCCUCUCACAGUGGACUUGAUUUUAUACUGGAGAUUGAUGCCCUCCAUUAUUUUUCACCUGUUU
Megalops cyprinoides (Indo-Pacific tarpon) is the source of this 2004-nucleotide messenger RNA. RefSeq names its product activin A receptor type 1Ba (gene acvr1ba). Gene Ontology annotation, molecular function: activin receptor activity, type I; ATP binding; activin binding. The record is from RefSeq and is a predicted model, not a curated record. Lineage: Eukaryota; Metazoa; Chordata; Actinopteri; Elopiformes; Megalopidae. Bases 56 to 1519 code for a protein of 487 amino acids. Gene Ontology annotation, biological process: nervous system development; cellular response to growth factor stimulus; protein phosphorylation. Gene Ontology annotation, cellular component: plasma membrane; activin receptor complex. The transcript is spliced from 9 exons.